GGAGGUAAAGCAACACAGAAUCAAAAUGUUCAGCUUUUUACAUCACAGAACAAAAAUUACGACUAUUGACUACAUAUCUGGAAUAGGUGUAGUUCUGUUAAUCCUGAUUCACGACAGGUACUUUAUUUGUCGCCGUGGAAUAUGGUACGAACUGAUACCGUCAGCUUAUCCUGAGCAGUUUACCAGUCAGACACAUCAACCCCGAAGACAAAUGCCGUGUAUCAUGUCAAAGGCGGACACAGAGAAACAACGAAUACGAGAGAAACUAGAGAGGAGUGUAAAAGCAGUCGAGCAGGCAUACAGAGAGGCGCAGUUGUUAGAGGAGGCGGAGUGGGAUACUGACUCAGAUGAGGAAUAUACAUCUGAAGAAGAGGAGGAGGAGCCAAUCUACUGGGAGUUUGUAAAACACCUUGCUAAGGACGACACUGACGAGAGGAUAAGACAGGACAUUGAACAGGAGGAGAAUUAUAUGAUAGCACGUUUCGAUUUUCAUUAGGCAGUUUUUUGUUGUUGUUUUUUUUUUCUUUCUUUUUCUAAAUAUUGAACAAAUAAAUUUCUUUUGUUUGAAUACAUUGAUUCAUUUUGUUAAUCCUAGUGUUCGUACACUAAUAAUAUGUACACAAUUGAUGAUACAGUAUAAAACCAGAGUUUAAAAUAUAACUGGAUAAGAAAAGCAGCCGGUAAUAGUGGAAUCGUAGAAUGUAUUAACCCAUUAACCCCUGACCUUUGAAACCUCUCUUUCUGUCCAGAAUUCCUUAAUGAAAGGAAGUCAUCCAGCUGGACUUUGGUGAUUAUACCGCCCAUAACAUUUACCGAAUAUUCACAGCAACCAUU
Mercenaria mercenaria is the source of this 834-nucleotide messenger RNA. RefSeq lists its product as uncharacterized. The transcript has 3 exons. The record is from RefSeq and is a predicted model, not a curated record. Lineage: Eukaryota; Metazoa; Mollusca; Bivalvia; Venerida; Veneridae. Bases 26 to 496 code for a protein of 156 amino acids.